This is a messenger RNA of Octopus sinensis (East Asian common octopus), 575 nucleotides long. RefSeq names its product acidic proline-rich protein PRP33-like. The transcript has 2 exons. NCBI's taxonomy places the organism in Eukaryota, Metazoa, Mollusca, Cephalopoda, Octopoda, Octopodidae. The coding region runs from base 7 to 567 and encodes 186 amino acids. The record is from RefSeq and is a predicted model, not a curated record.
CUUGCAAUGCCGCCUCUAUCCAAUCGAACAUGUUUGCAAGUGGAAGAUGCUCACGGACAGCAUGUGAAGGAGGUCAAGAUGGACCCUUCUGAGUAUGAGGAACGUCCCGGAAUACGAUAUGCUGUACUCACUCCAAAACGACCCCGAUUCCGCAUUCCGGAUAGUUUUGAAGGUCGCAGACAGGAGGGAGAUACUAUUGGAGAUCUCCCACGAUGCCCAGAUGUCAGCCAGUGGGUUCCGCGUCCUGUCUUACCUCCUUAUCAACACAUUCCUGUUCGGAGUCGGUUUCAUGUAGACCCGAUGAGUAUGCGUCCUCAGUGGAAUCCCCAUUUGGGAAGGCCCCUUCCAGAUCAGAUGUACUAUCAGAUGGGAUUCCCCCGAGGCCCCUAUGGCAUUCCACCUCAGGGAGGGUAUCAAGGGAUGCCAAACUUCCCAAUGUAUCAGAGGCCUCCUCCUGAGUGGGCUGUGCCUCCUCAGGGACAUUCUCAGUUCAACGAAAGGAUGAGGCCGCCUUCGCGGGAUUCUUCUGAUGCUGCUCAUCCGUCCUACACUCAAUCUAAUUUUUAAUUUUUAUA